AUGUUCACUUGGAAGCUAUUCCAGGCUCUCCUUGGCGUUGCCUUGGUCGGUUUGGUCCAGGAAACCCACGCACAAACUGUCCCUUCGAAAGACUGUGCCUCCGGCGUCCAUGUCAUCAUUUCCAGGGGCCAGGGUCCUGGUAACGAUUUAAGCGUGAUGAAGGCUUUGUCUGACAAAAUCAUCGACCAAAUUCCCGGGUCAACAACUCUUGGCUUUCCCUUUGAUCAUGAUCCCGAAGACAAGUUCACCGCAGUCUCCUCUGGAGCUCUAAUGUUGCAGGGUUAUGUUGCGGAUUAUGUGAAAAGCUGCCCGAAAUCGAAACUGGCACUUGUCGGAUACUCUCUGGGUGCUGUGCUUACCAUGGAAGCUCUUUGCGGAACAAGCUCUCUUCUGUUGAUCCCAGUUCCACCACUUGACCCAUCAUACAACACGAGUGUCAUUGCGAACAUUGUUUACGGCGAUGAAACAUUCGUUCCCUUCCAACCUUGGAAUACCGGGAACUGCUCGGUUGGCCUCGGAAUCUUCCCACGCCUGAACCCUUCGUCGUGCGAUCCAUUCGCAAACUCAUUGCAUAGCUAUUGCGACUAUGGCGAUAACCAGUGUUGCUCACCACUCCCCGAUGACGACAAUCUCGCGCAUCAUACUUAUAUGAAGAAGUAUGAUCAAGAUGUGGUUGAUUUCAUUAAACGCCGACUGGUUUCUUAG
Molecule: messenger RNA, 705 nt
Organism: Penicillium waksmanii
Lineage: Eukaryota; Fungi; Ascomycota; Eurotiomycetes; Eurotiales; Aspergillaceae
Exons: 5
Coding region: 1-705 (234 amino acids)
Molecular function (GO): hydrolase activity
Source: RefSeq, a predicted model, not a curated record